Messenger RNA from Electrophorus electricus (electric eel), 2709 nucleotides. RefSeq names its product ALG13 UDP-N-acetylglucosaminyltransferase subunit (gene alg13). Lineage: Eukaryota; Metazoa; Chordata; Actinopteri; Gymnotiformes; Gymnotidae. Gene Ontology annotation, molecular function: K63-linked deubiquitinase activity; cysteine-type deubiquitinase activity. The record is from RefSeq and is a predicted model, not a curated record. Gene Ontology annotation, biological process: protein deubiquitination.
AUUUAUAAUUUCUUUACAAUGCAGAAAGCUUUGAAGAAGUAUUUUGUGAACAUGGACGAGUACCUAGCCAGCAUUUGUUUAUACCGAAAAAUGAUGGCUCGAGAUGCGUCCUGUCUGUUUCGAGCUGUUUCUGAGCAGCUUUACUACUCUCAGAACUACCAUCAAAAAAUAAGAAAAGACUGCGUCAACUUCAUGAGGGCAAACAGAUGCAACUUCGAACCUUUUGUUGAAGGGUCUUUUGAAAAGUAUUUGGAGCGUUUGGAAGACCCCAAGGAAACUGCAGGGCAAGUGGAGAUCAAAGCCUUGUCUCUGCUGUACAAACGCUGCUUCAUAAUUUACCGGUACCCUGGGAAACCGGCGACCGAAAUCGGCGAGGACAACGUGGCCAAGAUUUUGCUCUGUUGCUCGAACAAUGGUCACUACGACAUUGUUUAUCCAAGGACCUACCCAGUGAAUGCAGCAAUGUGCCAGUCCCUGCUAUAUGAGUUGUUGUACACAUGCGUUCUGGGCGUCGAAGAGGACGACCUGCACGUGGCCCUGGAUGGGUUCCGUGGGUGUGGGCGACGCUACAGGGCCAGCCUUUCUGUGUGCAGUGAGGAUGCAGGCUAUGACACACCUGAGGACAGAGGGUCAAGAGAGGAAUGGGAGCUGAACUGUCAGAGCCGCUCUGAGGAUAAAUCCAGGUUUGGAGUGGAUGACCCAAAGGCUGCUGACGGCCUAGUGAAGCUCACUCUCCCCUACAAGGUGCUGAAAGCCUUGGAUCCCGAGGUGUACCGCAACGUGGAGUUUGACGUGUGGCACGACGGACGCAAAGAACUCCAGAAGACUGAUUAUAUGGUGUUUGCAGGCAGGCAAUACUUCUUGGGAGACAAGUGUCAGGUGCGCCUGGACCCAAAGGGCAAGUAUUACAAUGCCUUCAUCCAGGAAGUAGGGACUCACCCCAGUGCUGUGACUGUAUUUAUCGAGGAGCUGGGGGAGAAGCACUUGGUGUCCUUAACCAAUCUCAAGCCAGUCAAUCCUGUUCCAGCUUGGAACAUCACCCCGAGCAGGAAGGGGAGCUCCUACAGCCAUGCUGAACAGUACCCCGGAGAGCUAGAUGCAGAGCUACGUGGGCGACGCAGGUUCCUGAAAAAGGCUCGUGGAAAAGAGGUGCUGAUGACUGUGUCAUAUGGCAGGCCCCAGCCUGGGCUACCCCCGCGCCUGCAGCCUUGCCCAGGGAACCUGGCCCCCAUGCGUGCCCCCGGGGUGCACGGCCACGCUCCACCCCCAGCAGGCUUGGCCUUUGACCAUUAUCGCCCACACCCUGCCCCCCGGCCGCCACGUGGAUAUGGGCCGCCCAGAAACUCGACACGUUUCCUCAACAGACACCACCUCAUUGGACCAGAGAUGGCUUACUAUCCCAAACGCUGCUACCAGGCCUUCGACAACUACUCAUUCAAAUCGCGCAGGAGCAGGCGUCAGAUGCACUCCAUGAACAAGGAGUGUCAGUUCAGCUUCGUACCUGAGCCUGGCGAAGAAGCCCCAGACAUGGAGGGAACCAUCACCUUCUACGAGAUGGAGGAGGCGGACGAGAAUGCCUUCUCCCCCGUACCAGGCCAGGCAGUGACCAGCGCCAUUGGUCCAGGUGCUGCCCCCUACUGGGUGCCAAGAGGUCCCAGUCCGAUCCCCUCUGGCAAACAGCCUGUGACCUCAUCAGAGGAAGACCCUGAUGAAAGGAGCACCACUGGAGAUCAUGGUGAAUACUCGGAAGAGUUUAUCUUUUCUGCCUCUGAUGCAGGGUUUCAGAGCCCAUCUGUUUAUGCUGCCACAGAGGCCAGCGCCAACCUGACUAUUCAAGAGGGAAGCUCUCGUGCUGGAUCACCACAAGAGGGCGUUGCUACCUACAGUUACUCCCAACAGGUGGUGGUGAAAUCAGCCGUCAUCUCUUCCUCCCAGCCGGUCAGCUCUGCCCCAGCUGCCAUCUUCACCUCUUCCCCUUCCUCCUCAACCGGCAGCUCCCAGAGCCCACCAAAUACCCUGCAGCCUUCCCCCAUGAGCCCCGGACAGCCCCCGCCCCUGCACCCACUGGGCCGGCCCGUUCUGUCCAUGCAGUUUCCCCCAUCUUCCCCGUGGUUUGUGAAUGAGAUGGGGGAGCCAGUGGCUGUCGCCCCUCCUCCGCCAUACUCCUACGACCCCAACGGCAACGACCUGCCUAGAGACUGCAAGAUUCUCCAGUACUUCUUCAACUUGGGAGUGCAGACUUACCAGCAGAGCUACUGGCACUCCAUGGUGCACAUGCAGCAAGUAUCUCAGGCUCCUGUAGGGGACGCACAGUUCCAGUCUUACCAGCCUGCAGCUGCAGCACCCAGCCCAGACCACACGGUGCCCCAGGUCUACCCCGAGCCUGCACGCUCCUGCCCCCACCCUCAGGGCGAGAUGCCCAGCAACGGCACCACACUGGCUAUGGAGCCCCCUACCGCGCCAGCCCCUGGCACCAUCUUCUACCCCCUGGUGCAGGAGCAGUGCAGCCAGCCACCCCUCCACCCUGCCUACGAGCCUUACGUGCCUGUGCUCUCCACCACCUAUCACUACCUCACUCCCUGGAACCCCGGGCCUCUUCCACACACACGCUUGCACACACAUGCUUCCUACUGUCCCUCAUCCCACCCGCAUGUUAACUACAUCACCACCCCAACUCACCCCACCCACUAUGUACCCCCCACUAUGUAA